Messenger RNA from Diversispora eburnea, 634 nucleotides. The record is from the annotation of a GenBank genome assembly. NCBI's taxonomy places the organism in Eukaryota, Fungi, Glomeromycota, Glomeromycetes, Diversisporales, Diversisporaceae.
AAAUGGAAUUCUUUUGGUUGAUUUAGAUUCGUUAAGUAAAAGAGAUGUAGAAUCAUUACGACUAGUAAUGAGUAAAAGUUCAAACUUGACGAUGCAAAAUCGACAUCAUAAAUUAAACAUUGAUGGAGAUGAAACCAUUUUCUAUAAUAAUAAUGGUCCAAUUAGAUCAAUUAUUGAUACAUUUGAUCUUAUAGUUCAUUUGAAAGAAACCAUAGAUUCUAAAGCUGAUGGUUUUUUGUUAGAUCAUUUACUUGAUAAUGUAAUUCUGUCGCUGCCAAAGAAACAACAACACAAAUCAUCCAAAUUUAGUUUAUCAUUUGAUGAAUUGAAGAAGUUAUGUCUUCGCAGUGUCGGAAGUAUUGAUGACGCAUUAGUUAGCAUAUUAAUAGUUGAGGAAACUUUGGUAUCAAAAUAUGGAAAUUCCGCUUCUAUCCUUGGUUUUAUUUCCCUUUCAGACGAUCAAGAAAAUUUACAUAAAUUAUAUGCUUCAAAUUCAACGGAAUUUAUGAAGGAGGAUAUUUAUAACUUGAGACGACGAGAACGAAGAGUACCAGUGGUUUUAAAUAAUAAAACCCUUGAUACCGAAGAAUACAUAUCACUUUACGAAUCUGUCAAUAAUAUGAAAGAUACAUGA